Molecule: messenger RNA, 1311 nt
Organism: Acanthoscelides obtectus
Lineage: Eukaryota; Metazoa; Arthropoda; Insecta; Coleoptera; Chrysomelidae
Source: the annotation of a GenBank genome assembly
AUGAGUACUUCCACAAGGAUGGAAAUUGAUAUCCCAUUACAACACAUUGAACCGAUAGAAACGUCAUCCUUACCAACUUUAAACCAACAACAGAGUGAUGACAAUAUCACUAUGACAAUGGGACACGAUGAACUUAAUGACAUAUUAGCUAACCUUAAUAUAGACAAUUUACUAGAAAAUACCAAUAAUAUAAUAACCGAAAAUGCAAGCUGACGCAACAGUACAUCGUAGAUGCAUACGUAAAAAUAGAACAGAGUCGAUUACAAUUUAUUACUGAAACCAACCACGCAUCAGGCAAGAAAUAUUCCAAGGACUAAUCGACUAUUUAGACUCUAGACAACUUGAUGUUCACUAUCAACCAGGCAAUAUUUUCAUCCUACCGUCAACAUUCAUAGGAAAGCCCACGCGCAUUUAGACAAAAUUAUUUGGAUGCCAUGUCUAUAGUCACAAAACAUGGGAAACCAGAUAUUUUCCUAACAUUUACUUGCAAUCCUGUUUGGCCUGAAAUUAGGAAUAACCUAGAUACAAACCAACAUUCCUCAAAUAGGCCCGAUUUUGUUUCGAGGGUGUUUAAGAGCAAAUUGAAGGAAUUAAUAGAAGAUAUUGAUAAACGACAUGUCAUGGGAAUUUGCGUUGCUUACGUUUACGUGAUAGAAUUUCAGAAAAGAGGCCUUCCUCAUGCGCAUAUGUUGAUUUGGUUGGAAGGAUCAGAUAAAAUCUUGGACUCUGCAGCAAUCGACCGUUUAAUUUCAGCAGAAUUUCCCGACCCUAUCACGCAUCCCAACUUGCACGAAUUGGUCAAAGUACAUAUGCUUCAUGGACCUUGUACUGCUGCUCGAUGCUUAGAUGACGAAGGACAGUGCAGCAAACAAUUCCCGAAAUCUUUGCGUGAAGAUACAUUAUACAAUUCCUCUGGAUAUCCGCUAUAUAAAAGACGGCCAAUAGAAGUACCUAUACACAUAGGUAGAAGAACAGUAGAUAACGGUUGGGUUGUACCAUACAAUGCUUAUCUACUUGAAAAUACGAAGCUCAUAUUAACGUAGAGGCUUGUUCUUCAAUAAAAAGCGUGAAAUAUUAUUUAAAUAUAUAUAUAAGGAUUUGAUAGAGCUCAAAUUGUCGUGCGAACUGUAGAGGAACAAGACGGUCAAACAACAACUAUUCAGGAACCUAUAUACAACGAAAUUCAAACGUUCAUGGACGUUCGCUAUGUUAGCGCACCUGAGGCAAUGUGGAGAAUUUAUACAUUCGAAAUGCACGAUAUGUCUCAUGCUAUCAUCAAACUUACUGUACAUCUUCCCAAUAUGCAACAAG